AUGACAAGAAAACUGAUAUGGAGUGAUUUGAUUGACAGGAGUGAGACCAACAGUACCAUCGAGUUUAGGAACGUGGACCUACAGAAGACCUGUAUCAACCUUCUACUGACUACCCUGUGUCUACCGCUGCACUUCAAGGAUCUCACAAUCAGGGACAUUGUAUCCAGCACAGACACAGAGGUACAACUCAUCACGUUCAUUUCUCUGAAGAAGAAGAUCAUUGACCUAAUUAUUGGAGCCCUUCGCAUCAGCUCAGAUUCCACCAACACACAGAUGUUAUUGGGCGGUUUGAUGCUACUGGUGGAGGAUAUGGCGGUGUGUGAAGCCGCGGAACAAACCACGUUCCAGCCCCAUGACAUCAGCCAGGAGUCGGAGAACCAAGUUUUCUCAGACAACAGUCAGAGCAGCCUGAAGACUUCGUCCUCGGAGUCAAGCUUCAAAGAGGGAUCAUACCACAGACUGGGACACCAGGCCAGUGACACAGAUUCUGCCCACGGCUUGUUUGGGGAGGCGGUCACACUGAUAUGUCACCGCCUACUGUCCCAGUGGAAGACGGAUCUGAACAGUGCGCUGGCUGCCAUGGAAAUCUUGGCUGGUCUGGCUAAACUGGUGAUCAGCCCUCCAAACCUGCUGAUGUGUAAGUGCAAGGUGAAGUGGAUCUGUGAGUUCAUUGUGCAGCAGUGUAAUCGUCCAGCCCCCGCCCACUCCAAGGACCUCCACAGUACCAUCGUGGCGGCGUUCCGAUGUCUUAGCCUGUGGCUGGUGGAGCACAGUCGUCUUCUCUACGACAAGGAGUGUCUUCAUCUGGUCCUAGAAGUCGUGGAGCUUGGGAUCUCUGGCUGCAAGUCACAGAAACCCGAGAUUCAGAGCGUGCUAUUAAAAGACACAAAAAUCGCCCCAUCAGUUCAGAACCGUGCCAGUGAUCCGCCAAAGUAUAAACAGGACAAGCAGCGACAACCGGCCUCCAAACGUGUACAGGAAGCCGCGGAAGGACUCCUCACCUGUAUCAUACAGCACGUGGGUGCUUUCCCCCCGCCCUGUGGCCCCGAGUCCCUGUUUUCUCUGCUGGACGAAAAAUCCCUGUUGAAGUACACCAAGGGGAACAGCUGUUUGCCGGAACAUGGCUCCCCCUUCAGAUACUAUGUCCUGAAAAACGCCAUCGUCGUGGGAUUGUUGGAACAGCCUCUUGGAAAUAAAGAAGACCUGUUGCCCACGGUGACGGCUCUGAUUAGGGGACCGUUUGGUCGACAUGCUUGGGUGAUGCAGCUAAGACACUCCCCACGGAUCAAACGGGGUUCGUCCAAAUCCCACCUAAGUGAUCCUGGCCGACCUAUACCGGUGGAGAACGUGGGAACUCAUCACAGCGUCAAGCCCAGAAACUUCCCUGAGUCUGUGGAUAAAGUGACCGCCACCAAGGCGGAGAAAAGUAUUCCGACUCUGGAAUCGUUGGUAACGGAUGAGAAGCGCCCAGCUUUCAUUGAGAAGCAAGGUCAAUUUGAAUCUCAGAUUGGUCAGAGAAAGCAGCAGGAGGUGAAGAGUAUGCCCUUCCCCAACCAAGACACUGAGUGUAAACCUCCAAAAAUAACAGAGGAAUUUCAGGCUGCCCGUUUGUUCCUGUCUCAUUAUGGGUUUCUGUCACUAGAGGCUCUCAAGGAGCAGAGCAACACCAGUCGUCCACCCUCCCUGGUUACCUUGGAUACCACUAAUCCAGGUCUGACCAAUGACCUGGAGAUGCUGGAUACAAUUACAGCCCGUGACAACGACACAGUUCAUGUGUUCUAUGUCAAGUCUGGCCAGCGAUUGGCUCAGGACAUUCUACGCAAUGUGGGGUCUCAGCGUGGCAUACAGGGCCAGUUCCUGGAGUUCCUCCACUCCCUGGGCUGGCCGGUGGACGUACAGAAACAUGCCGGCUGGACCGGUCACAUCAGCACCAGCUGGAAAAUCUCACAGCCUGAGGAUAUCCAAGAGAACGCCCCGCGUGUGGGGACGGGAGGCAGUAUCUAUGACGGUCAGCAACAGGUGCUGUACUGGGCGGAUGUGUCCUCAGAGGUCGCCUUUAUUGUCCCCUCCCUGGACAACUUCCACAGGCUGCAGAACGACGGGGACAAGUCUCCACAACUCUCUGUCAGCACCCCCAGUGAGGGACCAGGGGGGACCAAGCCUACCACGCUCUCCCUGGAGAGACCCCUCACUGAGCCUCGCAAUAAAACCAUGGAGAGUCCGAGUUCUCCCCACGACGCCCCCGCCUUCCGUACUCGACGAUUCGGUCGACCGUCCACUGUGACCAUUGGACCAGACACAAAAAUUUUUGUUGUGUGGCUGGAAAACUUUGAGGACCAUGAAAAUUUUCCCACAGGUGACCUACUUCCGAUGACCAGCACGGGUCUGGAGCAGUACACUGCGACCAGCAGCUCGUCCAUGAGACAAGACAAGGACAUCUUCCUGAUCUACAUCCACGCCCUACAGAACGGACUGUUCCGGAUCCACAUGGAGGGAAACACUGGGAAGAUCUCCAUGGCGAUUCCUCUUGUUGAUGGAAUGGUGGUCAGCAGACGUACGCUAGGCUCCAUGGUCCGGCAGACGGCGAUAAAUAUCGGACGUCGGAAAAGACUAGAGAGCGACUCGUAUCAACCUCCUCAUGUUAGGAGAAAAAUAAAAAUUCAGGAAAUUGUGGACAAGUAUCAUCUGAAGAUGACGGAAUCCGAGUUCUACACAGCUUUAUUCCAAGAUGUUCACAAGUGAUUGCUCCUAGGAACAAAUCGUGCGCUGAGGCCAAGGACGAAUCAAAUCUGAUGAUGUGGUUUUCUACUGAGAUAGAGCAAAGUUUCAUGUUUAUUCUCUCUGAAGAUUUAUGAAAACCAUCAGAUAGGAACUUGGACAAGAUAAUCAUGAAAUGAAUAUUUUAAGAAAAUUUGAUGUCUUCAAGACGUACUAUAGAUUUCGAAAUAAAUAUGAGGAGUUAAUAUUCAGGUAAAAUUGUGAGAGGAACAUCAAGACAUACCUGAAAGGGUUAAUAAACAGCUGUUUUACACUCCUCUUAUGCCUUGUAACAAUGAGAGCUGUAUUGUAAGAAAACACUGAUUUUGGCCAAUUGCAACAUUUCUCUGUUAGUGGCCAGCUUCUGUUUAGUGGUGCUAAUGUUGAUGAAGGUGAUAUGUGAACAAACGUUAUUGCAUUAUAUAUUUGGGGUAUAUGAAGUUGGAUCAUAUUUUGUUUAUUUUUAUACAGCUAGGGUUUCUCCCCUUUGUUUAUUUGAACUUCUAUCGUGCUGUUAACCAAGUGAGCCAGAUUUUCAAGCAGCAGCUGCUGAUAGGUAUUAUUGUUUCAGACCUGUGUUGGUUUCUGUAUAAAAUGAAUGAAAUCACUACUUGCUAGCGGACAUUUAUUCAUUUCUUAACCGCCCAUUAACUGAUAAGAUAUUUAAUGCAAGUAUAAUACAUGGUUAACAGUACCCAUUUUGGUUUUUGUGACUUUAUGAACUUAGUUAUACAAUCAGUGAUGUACACAUACUUCAUAUAGUAAAUGCUAAUCAUUUUUCUUGUGCGUCAUUUUAAUCAUUCAACCACAUGGUUGCUAACAUAGAGUUUGUUAGAUAUUUGAAUAAGUGACGUAUGGUGAGAUCCUACAGGCUUUUUCAUUGGACGCUGUAUAUGACAUGAUCCUACAGGCUUUUUCAUUGGACGCUGUAUAUGACAAGAUCCUACAGGCUUUUUCAUUGGACGCUGUAUAUGACAAGAUCCUACGGGCUUUUUCAUUGGACGCUGUAUAUGACAAGAUCCUACAGGCUUUUUCAUUGGACGCUGUAUAUGACAAGAUCCUACAGGCUUUUUCAUUGGACGCUGUAUAUGACAAGAUCCUACAGGCUUUUUCAUUGCACACUGUAUAUGACAAGAUCCUACAGGCUUUUUCAAUGGACGCUGUAUUGUACUGAAUUCUAGUCACCCUCACUGAAGAGAAGAAACAAUCUGUGAUUCUUAAAAGAUCAUCCUCUAUGGUGGAAUUAAAAGCACUGCGGAUCUGAUCAAAGUAAAAAAAAAAUUCCUGUGUAGUAGGACCAGAUAUCAGGACAUCAUGUGUAGUAGGAUCAGAUAUCAGGAUAUCAUGUGUAGUAGGAUCAGAUAUUAUGUGUCUAGGAUCAGAUAUCAGGAUUUGACCUCUCAUUUGUGUGCAAUAUUAAUUAUCUUUGUUCUGUGUUGUUAAAUAAAUGCUAUUAAUUAUGUAUACUUUA
Molecule: messenger RNA, 4228 nt
Organism: Magallana angulata
Lineage: Eukaryota; Metazoa; Mollusca; Bivalvia; Ostreida; Ostreidae
Product: ral GTPase-activating protein subunit beta-like
Biological process (GO): regulation of small GTPase mediated signal transduction; activation of GTPase activity
Molecular function (GO): GTPase activator activity
Source: RefSeq, a predicted model, not a curated record